Messenger RNA from Euleptes europaea (tarantolino), 5172 nucleotides. RefSeq names its product ArfGAP with RhoGAP domain, ankyrin repeat and PH domain 2 (gene ARAP2). The record is from RefSeq and is a predicted model, not a curated record. Lineage: Eukaryota; Metazoa; Chordata; Lepidosauria; Squamata; Sphaerodactylidae. Gene Ontology annotation, biological process: signal transduction; positive regulation of GTPase activity. Gene Ontology annotation, molecular function: protein binding; phosphatidylinositol-3,4,5-trisphosphate binding; GTPase activator activity. The transcript is spliced from 33 exons.
AUGUCUCUGAAAGAGAACGCUGGGAAUGAAGUUGCCAGGAUGUCAUUGAAAGACACCGGCGCCGAUAUAAAAGAAUUCUUAGAUGGUAUCAACUUGGGGCAGUACUUUUCUAACUUUCCAGCGUUCGGGUAUAAUACUUUGCAAGACUGCGUGGGGAUAAACAACAGCAUGCUGCAACAAAUGGGAAUAUCUCCUACUGGGCACCGCAGAAGGAUCCUCAAGCAGUUGGAAGCCCUGUUUUCCAAAUUCCAAGGAAAAAGUGCCGAAGUUGAAAGUCACAAUUCUGACCCUCGGGGUCUAAAUUUGAAUGGGGGUGGAAUAAAGGGCAGGAUAUCCAGGGAGCGGACAAAUGCCGUCUGUGGCAAUAAUUGCAUCUGGGAAGAAAACCAAGAGUUUGCAGACAAUGAGUCGCAGGAACUCAAAGGCAGCCCAUCUUCACAACUGGACUCUCUUAAUGCAUCCUGUCUGCAGUCAAACUGCUCCGCAGAUGUUUCUGCUGAGACCGAAAGUGCACUGGAACGUGGGAGGCCCGAAACGGCGUCUCGCGCAGGUGAACCUCUGGAAAAAGGACAAACCGAACUUGUGAACGCGCGAUCGGAAGAGGCCCCCGCAGAGAAGGCUACUCCAGAGGCUUUAUGUUCCUCUGAAAUGAAGUUUGGUGAGGAGGGGGAUCGGAUCUAUUCAGGACGGGAAAGCUUGCCCUGUGGUUCGCCGUUCGUUGAGUUUAAAGGCAAAAUGGUGGAGAAUGAUCUGUACGGCCCUUGUAAGCAAAGAAGGGGGAAAGCGGCUCCUAGGACCACACGGUCAUUCAUGCUCCGGCAUCGGCCUGUACCACAAAUACCCGGCUCUUCCAAAGCUGCUGCGCCACCAAGCUCCCUGCAAGAAAGAAGAAACCUCAACGGCUUAAGUAUUUCUUGUUCUGAGAACCUUCUUUCGCAAAAUGGUGAUUCUGCUGAGGAAAAGCCACCUCCCAUAUCUCCGUAUGGUGAAACCUUCCUUUUUAAUCCUGCAGAAGAAUCCGUAAGUCGUUCUUUGCUAGCAAAAUGCCACUUUCCACUGUGGGUGGGAUAAUGUUGCAGAGGGAAAAGGGGUGGGGGGAGAAACAGAGAAAUCUGCGGCAGCGAACUCUCAAGCCUCCGGGAAAAGGACAGAGAUGAGAGAGACGCUGAAAGCGAUACCCUUCCUAGCAAAACAUGCAUUCCUAUUAAUAAUAAUCAAGCGUGGAAAAUCCAUGAAGAGAUAGUGGACAGCAGAUUGGUACCUCUGGAGGAUAAGUAUGCGUUGCCGAACAAAUUUGCCGGUGAACCAGAAUAUUCUGUGGUCAAAGAAUGUCCUCGGUAUGCAAGAAGGGGGAAAUACAAACCAUCCAAAAACAACAACAAAGAGUUAAAAACUGGGAAUCUGGACUCCGCUGCAGCUCUGCACGUUUACUCUACCCAACAUGGCGGUGUUAUUAACGAGUUUAGUGAUGAUCCCGUGCCUAGCCCCAGAGACUCAAUAAUGCCCUAUGCCUGUUUUUAUGGAUCAUCAAUGAAGAAGGUGAAAGAAGGAUGGCUGGACAAACUGUCACCUCAGGGAAAGCACAUGUUUCAGAAGCGAUGGGUGAAGUUUGAUGGUGACAACAUUUCUUAUUACAACAACGAGAAGGAAGUGUACUCCAAAGGAAUAAUCCUCCUGUCUGCUGUGUCUGCAAUCAGAGUCCACGGGGAUAUCAAGUUUGAACUCGUUACUGCACACAGGAUAUUUGUGUUCAGAGCCGAAAAAGAAGAUGAAAGAAAUGACUGGAUUAAUACAAUACUUGGUGCUUUGCGGCUGCAACCUGAAAUUUCUUGCACACGAAACAGCAUUGUCCCUCCUGAGAAAAGUGGGUAUCUGGAACUGAAGGGAUACAAAGCCAAAAUCUUUACCUUGGUUCAAGGAAACCAUGUGUGGAUUUGCAAAAGUGAACAGGAUUUUCGAACUGGUUAUGGGAUCACUGUAAUCCCCAUGAACGUGGCUAAUGUGAGACAGGUUGACCGUACUGCAAAGCAAUCUUUUGAAAUCAUUACACCCUAUAGAAGCUUUAGCUUCACGGCUGAGUCCGAAAAAGAAAAGCAGGAGUGGAUUGAAGUGCUGCAACAGUCCAUCGCCGAAACUCUCUCUGACUACGAAGUAGCUGAGAAGAUCUGGUUCAAUGACUCAAACAGGACCUGUGCUGAUUGUAAAGCUCCCGAUCCUGACUGGGCAUCCAUCAAUCUCUGUGUCAUCAUUUGUAAGAAGUGUGCAGGCCAGCACAGAUCGUUGGGGCCCAGAGAUUCGAAGGUCCGAAGCCUCAAAAUGGAUGCCAGCAUUUGGAGCAAUGAGCUCAUUGAGCUUUUCAUUGUGAUAGGGAACAAGAGGGCAAACAGCUUUUGGGAAGGAAAUCUUCAGCCCAACGAGGAACUGCCUACGGAUGCCCCGACAGACAGGAGGCUAACUUUUAUUACACAAAAAUACAAAGAGGGCAGGUUCAGGAAAACCACUCUGCUUUACAAAACCAAAGAAGAGCUAAAUAAGGCCCUGUGCGCCGCUGUAGUUAAGCAGGAGGUAUUGGAAACCAUGAUGUUGCUGUUCAGCGGAGCAGAUGUGAUGUGUGCUACCGGCGACCCUGUCUACAGCACACCGUACUUGUUAGCCAAGAAAGCUGGACAAAGGCUGCAGAUGGAAUUUCUCCACCACAAUAAGUUUUCAGAUUUCCCUAAUUAUGAUGCUCAGUCAAACAGUGUUUCCUUUCAGGAUUCAUCAUCUACCUUUCUUUGUGAAUAUUUAUACAAACUUUCAUUCAACGCUGCAAAGCUCUUGACUGAGAGAAAAUUAAAAGAAGAGUGUAAUAAAAGGUGGUGUGCUCUGGAAAGCGGCUUUUUGAGCUAUUAUGAACACGAUAAGACUGCAUCCCCGAAUGGGAUGAUUGACAUCAGCGAAGUCAUCUGUCUUGUCGUUCAUAAGGCAGACUUCUUUUUACAUGCAGGAGCUAUAUUUACCUUUGAAAUCUACUUACUGUCAGAACGUGUUUUUCUGUUUGGUGCUGAAGCUGCACAUUCUCAAAGAAAAUGGACCCAGGCGAUUGCCAAGCACUUUGUACCCGACAUGGCCAAACGUCUGCUGGACCGGGACUACGAUGUUAUUGGCCAGCUGUAUUACAAAGACUGUCAUAACCUUGACAACUGGAAAAAAGGCUGGUUUGCAAUAGAGAAGUCGAACCUGCAUUUCUGUCUAGAACUGGAAGAUGCUCAAGAGGAUUUGAUACAUCUAAGGAGGCUCCAGGAGUUAACAACCAGCAGCAUUAUCCAAAAUGGAGAAAAAAUAGAUGUUCUGCUUCUGGUUGAGAAAGGGAGAACGUUAUACAUCCAUGGACGCACAAAGUUGGAUUUCACAGUCUGGCGUAGCGCAAUUGAAAAAGCAGCAGGUACAGAUGGCAACGUGUUAGAAGAUCAGCAGCUCAGCAAAAACGACAUCCCUAUUAUAGUGAACAGCUGUAUUGCAUUUGUUACGCAGUAUGGUUUGGGCAGUAAGCGUAUCUACCUGAACGGUGGGGAUCCCUCUAGCGUCAGCAACCUUCUAGAGUGUUUCAAAAAGGAUGCGAGAAGCGUGAAGCUGAGGGCCGGGACCAACCGACUGGAAGAUGUUACGGAGGCGCUGAAAUGUUUCCUGUCUGAAAUAGACGAUGCCCUCCUUACCAAAGAGCUUUAUCCAUUCUGGAUCUCCGCGCUAGAUACAGUGGAUGAGAAAGAGCGAGUGAGAAAAUACAGCACUUUUAUUCGAACACUUCCGCCCGUCAAUAGGGCAACGUUGGCAGCUUUAAUGGAACACCUUUACAGGGUACAGAAGUGUUCCGAAAUCAAUCGCAUGGACCCUCACAAUCUCGCCAUGGCGUUUGCCUCGUGCCUUUUUCAGACGAAAGGGCAGACUAGCGAAGAAGUCAACGUAAUUGAAGACCUGAUUAUAAACUAUGUGCAUCUCUUCGAUGUACAUGAAGACCAAGUGAAGCAAAUGGAUAUUGAGAACAGCUUCAUUACAAAGUGGAAGGAUACUCAAGUUUCACAGGCUGGAGACUUGCUAGUUGAGGUGUACGUGGAAAGAAAGGAACCAGAUUGCAGUGUUAUAAUAAGGGUAUCACCCAUGAUGGAGGCUGGAGAAUUGACCAGUGACAUAUUAGGAAUUAAGAAUAUCACGCCCCACAGGGACGACAAGUGGACUGCAUUUGAAGUGAUUGAAAAUGGAGAGCUGGAACGCCCUCUGCAUUAUACUGAAAAUGUGUUGGAACAAAUUCUUCAUUGGAGCUCUCUGCCUAACCCCAGCAGUGCAGGUCUAAUAAUCAAGAAGUUUCUGUCAGCAGACACAAGGACACUGUACAAUGAGAAGAAUGCAGAAGGCUGCGUUAAAGCCAGUUAUCUGAAAUACAAAGAAGAACCAUCCAAAUUACUUUCUGGAAAUAAGUUUCAAGAGCGCUACUUUGUUUUGCGGGAAGGAAAUCUUUUCCUGUAUAAGGAUAUGAAGAGCGCCAAGCCUGAGAAAGUGCUGCCAGUUAAAUCACUGAAGCUUUAUCUUGGAGUGAAGAAGAAAAUGAAGCCACCAACAAAUUGGGGUCUAACCCUGCAUUCUGAAAAGCACCACUGGUAUUUAUGCUGUGAUGGACCAGAUUCUCAGCUGGAGUGGUUGAGCAGCCUUUUUAUUGCACAGCAUAAUAAUAUGUGGCCACCUGAUGGAAAAAUAAGAAAACAGUCUAUGAGAAAGAAUCCCACAAUUGGUGGCUUGUCCUUAAUACCUAUCCAGCACGAGAGAAGUCCUCCAAAAACUAAAGUCAAUAAUUUGGAGAAUUCAAAACUGGACCCUGAAGGUGAGUUAGCAGAAGACAAGAAGGGUUUGAAACAAAGAGUGUCUCUGGUUGCACACUGUCUGGAACUCAAGGAAGAGAAAGCGCGGAGCCGUGAGAGAAAACACCAAAGCAUGAUCUGUUUGGAGGACGCAGGGGAAGACAUUGUGGACUUGCAACAAAACCUCCACAAGGAACCCAAGUCUCCCAAGAAAAGUGAGAACAAAACCAGUCAGACGCCUCUGGAAUCAGACAAGCAGCUUCCAGCAAAUGUUAUCCAAGAACUCAGCACCAUCCUGCAGCACAAAUCUUUCCACAAAGAAACUUAGCAGCAGCACUUC